Messenger RNA from Aspergillus candidus, 1180 nucleotides. Its product is annotated as putative Coatomer subunit epsilon. The transcript has 5 exons. The coding region runs from base 48 to 935 and encodes 295 amino acids. Gene Ontology annotation, biological process: endoplasmic reticulum to Golgi vesicle-mediated transport; intra-Golgi vesicle-mediated transport; retrograde vesicle-mediated transport, Golgi to endoplasmic reticulum. Lineage: Eukaryota; Fungi; Ascomycota; Eurotiomycetes; Eurotiales; Aspergillaceae. The record is from RefSeq and is a predicted model, not a curated record. Gene Ontology annotation, cellular component: COPI vesicle coat. Gene Ontology annotation, molecular function: protein binding; structural molecule activity.
CGAACACUUCGCUUCUUUAAUCUUCUACGUCUUCUAUUCAGUACACAAUGGAUCCGUUCUCUGCUGAGGGUGAGCUCAUCAACAUCCACAAUGCCUUUCACCAAGGCCAAUACGAGACCGUAAUCGACUUCGACACCUCCGCCCUCUCCCCCGAGAACCAGCUGCCCGCGCGCGUGCUCAAGCUCCGAGCCUUGAUCGCCCAGGGCCAGUCCGACCGCGCCCUCGCCGAGAUCAGCAGCGACGACAGCGUCCCAGACCUGGCGGCCGUUAAGGCCCUGGCGCAGCAUGCCUCUGCCGACGAGGAGUCCGCGCUCCAGCUCGCUCAGGACCUAGCGGAGAAUUACCCGGAUAAUGCUACCGUGCAGGUGCUGGGUGGGACGGUGUUCCAGGCGCUCGGGAAGAGCGAGGAGGCGCUGGCCUUGCUGGCUAAGCAUCAGGGGAGUUUGGAAGCUGUUGCCUUGAUUGUGCAGAUUCACCUGCAGCAGAAUCGGUCCGACCUCGCCCUGAAGGAGGUCCAGGCUGCGAAGCGCUGGGCUCAGGAUUCGCUUUUGGUUAAUCUGGCCGAGUCGUGGGUUGGAUUGAGAGUCGGCGGCGAGAAAUACCAAUCGGCCUUUUACGUCUACGAGGAAUUGGCCUCUGCGCCUGGCACGUCCGCCCCGCUGUCCAUUGUCGGACAGGCUGUCGCUGAGCUCCACCUGGGUCGCAUCCCCGAGGCUGAAGCCGCGCUGUCGACCGCUCUGGAGAAGUAUCCUGACGAGGCGGAGCUGAUCUCCAAUACUAUUGUGCUCAAUGUGCUGGCUGGGAAGCCGACGGAAGAUAUGGAAUCGCGCCUGAAGCAAGUCCAGCCCUCGCACGCCUUGCUGGCCGAUAUCCAAGAGAAGAACGAUCUGUUCGACGUCGCCGCCGCCAAGUACGCCCCGCGUGUAUCUUCUUAGCACAAUUUAUCUCUUCUCUUUUGUCAUUCCGUUCAUUCUUGGGUUGGGGUUGCUUGCAAUUGGAGCUUUUUCUUUUUUAUCCUUAUAUCUUUUUAAACACUUUUUGUUCCUUAUGGUGGCAAUAGCCGGUGCAUUCUAUUCUCCAGGUAUUACCCAGCGAGGCCUGUUAUUCGGUUCCCUGUUUUCUUGUCGGGGUUGAUGUAUGGCUCGAGGUUGUGAUAGAUAGACAGACAUAUACUAUACUG